Messenger RNA from Chironomus riparius, 8019 nucleotides. The record is from the annotation of a GenBank genome assembly. NCBI's taxonomy places the organism in Eukaryota, Metazoa, Arthropoda, Insecta, Diptera, Chironomidae.
GCAGCACUAAGAAAGCUCUGUUCGGAAAUAUCCAAAUGUUAUUUAUUUAUAUUUUCUUUUGAUGCUCAGUUCUUCUACAACUACAUACUUCAUCGGUACCUCUCAAAGGUAAUACAGGGAAAAAAAUAUAAUUUUAUUUUCCACUCGUAUAGCUCUUAAAGCAGAUGAGAAAAGUUGUUUUGCCUUUUUUCGGGAGUUAGCAGAGCAACAGAGAAGAGAAGAAAGAAGGAAAGAAAAAGUGAAGCUCUGCCCGUGAAAAAAAAAGAAGGUAUCGAUAAUGUGAAUAUUCUCAUUGUGUCACAUCUCCCAAAGCUGUUGGAGGGACAACAUCUCAAAAAAUAUAAACGCGCGUUGUGUCUAACAUUUAAUUUAUACUUUAAGGAAUUAUUUUGAUUUUUUAAAUUUUUGUGAAUUUUUUCUGUGCCUUAAAAAUAUUAAAGGAGUUAAAAAGUGAAAAAAGUGUCGAAUUAUUGAAAAAACUCAUCAAUUACUGAUAUGAUAACAAAAAAGUUUGUACAGAAAUAAGUUAAUGAUUUGAUCAUUCUAUUGAUACAUAUUGAGAAAAAAAAGCAAAAAUUGAUAAGGCACAAAUCAAUAAAUUUUUCUGAUAAAAAAAUAAAAAGAGAACUAAAAAAAUAUUUAAUUAAUUGACAAAGAGAAAAAAAAAACAUUUUGUUUAAAAUUUCUGUGGUCAUGGAUAUUUGAUCUAGAGAAUUGCUGUUUUACAGUCUUAUCAGCAAAUUCUUUGGAAGUGAAACCACAAUAUAAUUAUUGAAAAAAAAAUUUGUUUCUAAUUAAUUAUUCUUGGAAUAAGAAAUUUCAACCUUAAUUAAAGCUGAAAGACGAGACAAGACAUAAUUAUGGAACAAGCUGAUCUCGCAUAUAGUAAGAAAAUGGAACGACGUGUAUCAACAAAUUCUGAGUCAUCACUCGAGCCAGCCGAUGUUAGUUCAUCACAUAAAACCCUUAGUACUUCAGACGCAAAUUCAUCGUUAGCAGUAAAGACGAGUCAAGAAAGUGACAUUAUUGAAUCGGAUGAGAAUGAAGACUAUUUGAAUAAUAAUACAUGUAAGAGUAAUAAAAAUGACAUCGAAACUGUCACAAAUAUUCGAUCAUCGAGUGAGACACGAAAUGAAAGCAAUGUGCAUGAUAAUAAUAAUAAAGACAAAAUCGUACGACGAGAUAAUUUAAGGCAAUUGAUGGAUAAGAUGUUGCAAAAAAAAAUUAUGAGUGUAACCACACGUAAUCACAAUAAUAACAUUAAUAAUCAUAGUUCAGAUGAAAAUAUGAAUUUUAGUCACGAUGCACCCAGUGACAAUACAACGAUAACAAAUUCAACAUCGACAGGUACAACGAAAGAUGAAACCACAAAAUAUGUCUGUCCAAUAUGUGAUGUUGUAUCGACAACGCAACAUGACUUUACAAAUCAUAUUCGUAAUCAUAAUAAUAUGCGUGACUCAUCUGAUGAUGGUUCAUCAUUUACAUGUCGAAUUUGCUCAAAGGUUUUAUCGUCGGCAUCAUCACUUGAUCGUCAUGUUCUCGUUCACACUGGAUUGCGUCCUUUUAAUUGCCGAUUUUGCAGUUUAACAUUUACAACGAACGGAAAUAUGCAUCGACAUAUGCGUACACAUAAACAGCCACAACAUGACCGUGAAAGUUAUGAAAGUGAUGGAUCGACUGAUUCAAGUGGAAGCUCACAUGGAAAUAAUCGAAAAGUCAAUAAUAAUUUUACAAAUAAGAGAAAAAGUGCAGAUGAUGAACAAAAUAAUAAGCGCAAAGUUAGAGCGGUAAAUCAUGUAAUGUCACCAAGUCAUGAACUACAACAACAACAAUUGCAAUUACAGCCCUUACAAAAAUUCUGCUGUCCUGUAUGUAUUCGAAAUGACUUUAAUAGCAUGAUCAACCUAGAGAAUCAUAUGGACAAGGAACAUCCAACUAUUCCAGCAAAAUGCCGUCAUUGUGAGAUGGUCUUUAAGAGCCAUAAAGCAUUAAAUGCACACCGAUGUGGCAACAAUAAAUCAAAUACAAAUGUCCAACAAGGCUUCAGCGAUAUCUCAUCAAUCAUAGAUUUUUCAUGUGAAAAAUUUCCACUUAUCGCUCAGAAAAUGUGCGAAGCAAGCAUUCGUACACCAAUUACAAAUCAAAAGUAUGAAUGUCGGUCGUGUUAUCGAGCAUUUCCAUGUGCAAGUGCUGUUGAAAUUCACAUGAAAGAGUGCAACGGUACACAUGAAUAUUUAUCACACAAACGCAGACGGUCGCGAAGUGAGACAUCAGCUGAUGAUGAAGAAAUGAAGCGUGAAGAUUUCUUUUCCAAUCUUGCACUUCAGAAUAGACGAAACUCAAGAUCUCCAUCACUUGACAAGUCAUUCUCAUCUGCAUCGAUGAUCAUUAAACAGGAAUUAAGAGAAACACCGCCAUUUUAUCAGUAUUUCAGUGAGGGACGUGAUUUUGCUGAUAUUGAGUCGAUCAUCAAGGCAACAUCAUCUGGUGGUCUCGAAAAACCAAUUAUUGAAAAAGACCAGCACUUGUAUAACCGCGAAGAAGAAGAAGCUCAAGAUUCCUUCACAAUCGAAUUUAGAAAAAUGAAAUUGCGUGGUGAAUUCCCAUGCCGAUUGUGCACAAUGGUAUUUCCUAAUUUACGUGCAUUGAAGGGUCAUAAUCGUGUGCAUUUAAGUGCUGCUGGACCUGGUCCAUACCGAUGCAACAUGUGUACAUUCUCAAUUAACGAUAAACAAGCUUUGAUCAGACACAUGCGUAACCACAAUGGAGACAGACCGUACGAAUGUGCACUGUGCAAUUAUGCAUUUACAACCAAAGCUAAUUGUGAACGUCAUCUAAGAAAUCGUCAUGGAAAAUCGACAAGAGAUGAAGUUAAACGAGCAAUAAUCUACCACCCAUCAGAAGAUUCAAGUGUUGAUGAUCAUAGCAAGAAAAUAGCCAUGUAUACAACAAGUCAGCGCUUUUCACGCGGGGACAAUGGAGAUGAUAUGGAUGAUGAUGAUGAUUUAGAUCCAAGUGGACGAAGCACGCCAGUUUCACAUCUUAAGGACAUGCUGAAUUCACACAAUGGAGAAUCACCAAGUCGAAUUCAGGUUAAAAGCUUGGCAGAAUUGAAAGCUCAACAAAAUUUUGAAAAUGACAUUGAGGAAGAGGAAAAUGAUUCACAUCAUCUUCGGCCAGUUGACUUGUCAAUGGACGCACUUGACUUGAGUAAGAAAACUGACUCAUUCGUUCAUCACAGUAACGGAAACGAUGCAUCUGGUGAAGAUGAGAGUGACCAAGAGAGAAAUAAUGAUGAUAUGGAUCAUCCUGAAAUUCCCAAAUUUGAUCUAGCAAUGUUUGAAAAGAACUUUUUAAUGCAACAGCAAUUGCUCACUGAAGCAUUACCAAAACUCGAUCCAGCUCAAAUGUUCAAUUUAGCUCAAAUGUAUCGAACAUUUGGAUUUCCAACACCCGGCUUUCCCAUUCAUCCAGCAUUAUUCCUACAAAAUCCAUUACUACUCAAUGAUACAAUGAAGAACUUUUUUCAAAAAGACAUGAUGCCACCAACUCCACCACAAAGCAAUUCAAGUCAAACUCCGACUGCAGGAAGCAUGUCUGGUGGAAGUUUGAUUGUAAAUCCAUUUGUAUCACCCGAUUCCUCACCGAAUGGUCCAGCAUCACAAAUUUCUCGAACAAUAGAACAAUCGCCAGUAGGAAAUUCAAUUCCAAUCCCACCAUUUCCACCAACACCACAAGAAUCCCCAAAGAAAAUUUCAACAACGCCAAAUCAUCAGCAUAUAAAUCUUCAAAAUCAUACUGGACCUGUUAAAAUGGUUAUCAAAAAUGGAGUAUUGAUGCCAAAACAGAAACAACGUCGUUAUCGUACAGAACGCCCAUUCGCAUGCGAACAUUGCUCGGCUAGAUUUACUUUACGCUCAAAUAUGGAGAGACACAUUAAACAACAACAUCCUCAAUUCUGGGCGCAAAGACAACGUGGAAAUCAUGGAUUAAUGCGACGUGGUCCAUCGUCAGGCUCAUCACAAAUGCAAAUGAAUGGACCACAAAUGAUGCCGACUCUACAAGCAUCGGGAUUUGGUGGAAUAUCUGAUCAAGUUAAAUAUGCAAUUUUAGCACAGCAAUUGAAAGCUCGCGAUAGUCCAAAAUUAUCCCCAAAGUCAUUUCCUCCAUUACCGUUACCAUUACAAACACAAUUGACGGUUCCUGAUGAAAUUUCAGUAAGAAAUGAAAAGAGAAGUGAAAAGAAUUCAGCACCAAAUGCCAAUCAUGACGAUGAUGAACCACAGUUGGUAAUUGAUGAGGAUUUUCAUGCAGAAGAUUUAAGCAAAUCAUCAGAUGGUGUGAACGAUAAGAAUACGGCAGCACGUAAGGUCGCCGAUAAUAUUUUAGAGGAAGCAAUGAAAAUGGGGAGCAGUCAUGCAAAGAGUUUAAUCAAGGCUGCUCAAAAGCAAGAACGUGAAAAAGAAAAAGAAUCCGAAAAGGAGCAUAGGAAUGACAGAAUUAAUCGAGAAGAAGCAAAUGAUCUCGUUUCUGUAUCAAAAUUGAUUGAUAAUGCGACAAAUUCUAUGGUCUUGUCAAACUACUUCAGUCGACCAGUGCCGCCCAUGAUAGAUCACAGUGAUGAAGAAGGUCUCGUUGCAUCAGGAAGUGCUUCUGAGAGUAAUAAUUCAGGAACUGAUGAACCAAAUACAUCAAGUAUCGGCAAAGAAAAGAAAAAGUCAGCAUAUAGUUUAGCACCUAAUCGUGUCUCAUGUCCCUAUUGCCAACGUAAAUUUCCAUGGUCAAGUUCAUUGCGACGCCAUAUCCUCACACAUACUGGACAGAAGCCAUUCAAAUGCUCUCAAUGUCCAUUGCUGUUCACCACAAAAAGCAACUGCGAUCGUCACUUAUUGAGAAAGCAUGGAAACUGUGAAGAUGCAGUUUCUCUACAACUUCCAAUUGAUGAAAUGCCAGAGCCUGUAAAAGAGCCAGUUCGAUCAUCAAAAGAGCUAAAGCUUGAACAAGCGGAAAGUCCAAAAGAAACAUCAUUUAAUAUUCCAUCUACUCUCCAAUUGCCAAUUCUCACAAAAAUCGAAAACUCUUCAUCACCGGCUCAACAGCAAGCUCCAAUUAUGUCAUCUGACCUACCAUUCAAGUGCCAUCUUUGUGAUGGAUCAUUUGUAGAUCGUGUUGGAUGUUUAGAGCACAUCAAGUCUUUACAUUCACAAGAUUUUGCUGUUCUCAUGCAGAAAGUUCAAUUGGAGAGUGAGGAGAAUGUCAAUGGAUCUCCAGACGAUGACGAUCAUGACAAAAAGGGAAAAUAUCCUGAUUAUGCAAACCGCAAGGUCAUCUGCGCUUUUUGUUUGCGUCGCUUUUGGUCAACCGAAGAUUUACGUCGUCACAUGCGAACUCAUAGUGGUGAUCGUCCAUUUUCCUGCGACGUCUGUCUGCGUAAAUUCACUCUUAAGCACAGUAUGCUUCGCCAUCGCAAGAAGCACUCAAAUGCACCACACAUCAACAAUUUCCAAAAGCCGGAGAAUGGAGAUGCCAAUGGAAAUGGCUCUAGUAUCAAUAACAGUGCGUCAGACAUGUCUGACGAUGAAUCAUCUGCAAUAGUCACCAUGAACAAUAAAAAGUUAAUGGAAAUGAUGACAUCACAUGAGAAGAACGAUCAAGAUUUCAUGACUCGAAUGCUAAAUCCAAUCAAUAAGGAGCUAUUCCUUAAAUUUCAAGAGAAAUUUUUCAACAUGCAACAGCAAUUGAGUGGAUCAGUUGGAUCAAAUUUAUUGGGAAGUUUACUCGGCAUUAGCGAUCAAGGUGUACUGAACACCAUGAUUAAUGCAUCGGCAGACGAGGCCGCAAAAAUGUUGGGCGUUGAUAAAUAAAUUUUAAUUUAAAAGUAGUCAAAGGCUACAAAAACUGUUUAUAGUUAAAAAAUAAUAGACUUGCUUAUCCGGUUUUAUCCGGGGUCUCUAGUCAAUAAUCUCACGAAGAGGGAGAGAGAGAGAGAGAGAGAGAGUUAGGAAAAACCCACGAAAAUUAAGUUCUAGAAAGACAAUUAAUUAUAAUGAGUAAAUCUAAUCUAAAAAAUUAUUUCAUCAUAUUGCGUGUAUCGUGUGUGUGCCUAAAUGAUAACAAAUAAGACAUUCUUAUUAAGAAACAAAAAAAAAAAUGAUAAAAAUUUAGUGAAUUUUGCAAAUGAACCUUAAUGCCUUUAAAAGAUACAAAUGGAGAAUCAAAAAUUUUAAACUUUAAGUAACUUAGCUGAUAAGAUCUUCUCUGUUUUCUUUAUUGAGACUUGGAAUGUACUUAAUUAAAAUUUAGUAAUAUUGGGUAAACUAAGAGUGAUGAAGAAUUUCCAUAACUUAAUGAAACAUUCCAGCAGACAUGAUGUAACUGUUGGGCUGUAUAUGUAUCUAACUUGAAUAUAUACAUGACUAGCCUUUAAGAUUCCUUUUAAAAUUAAAUUAAAUUAAUUUUGAAAAUUGAUGCAUUUUCGUGAAUUUGAGGAAGGGCAUUGGGUUUACUGGGGAUAGUUUAAAGUGAGUGUAUCAUUUCUUUUUGGAUGUUCCUGUACCCAACUUACAUUGCGGUAAGCUGAAAAUGCAUAAUAUGCAAUUAUAUUUUUGAUCAGAAAACGGUAAUUUUGCUAUAAAAUUUAAAUCCAUGACACGAGUGUGUACCCCAUAUACCCCCACUUCAAUCAAAUCCAAAACUCCCUUAACCUAAUCUCAAAUUUCCGAAAAAAAAAGUUGUAUAAAUUAUUGAAAUAAUCUGUCGCCUUUAGACCGAAGUGGCUUACUAUUGUAGUUAAUUUUUCAUUGUCGAUUGGACUGCCGCCAAAAACGAUCCAGAAAAUAAGCUUGCAUAAUAUUAAAAUUUUUGAGACAAAAUAAAUUUUGAAGUAAAUUUUUCUAUAUAGAAAAUAAGAUGAUUUUUGAAAAUGAAAUUUUUUAAUAAAAUCCUAUGAUAUAUUUAACAGAAUUAUAUACAGCAAUUACCAAAGUAGUAAAUGUCAUUGCUUUUUCCUUUUUAACGUUUUCUUUCAAAUUUUUUCUUUGAAAAACGAUUACCUUUUUAUUUUUCUUCUUAAGUUUGUGUCACACAUAACACAAUGAUCUUAGAGUUAAGUGCCAUUUUAAGGAAAAAAAAAAAUUAUAAAUAAAGAUUUAAUAAUAUCAACAAUGAUUUGCUCAUCUCGCAAUUUAUUUUCUUUUUUAAAAGAAGUUUUUUAAAUUAUUCAUGAAUUAAAUUCAUAUUGAUUUUUUUCGAAGCAACAAAAAAAAAUAAGGAAAAUUUCGAAGUUUAAUGCAAACAAAAAAGUUCUGUAAUACUUCAUUCACAACGAAUAAAAUUAAAGAUUAUUGAAAAGUUAAUAAUAUUAAAUUACUUAAUUAAAUAUAUUUAUGCACCAUUUUUUCUAGUAAGUACAUAAUUGAUAAUAAUUGAAAUGUUGUCAUCUUUUUAUUAAAAGAAUAUUUUCAAAAGAAGGAAGAAAUAAAAACAUUCAUCUUUUUGCUCAUUAAAAUUUUGUAUUGUUGAGUUUUAAAUUUUUUAGGUUUCUACCAUGCUCAACUGCUUCAUGAUGAUAUACAGCUCCCGAUCUGGUGUUCUGAGCCCUUGAUUUAACUAUGCUUUAAGGUCAUUUAAAGUUUUUGGCUCAAAUUGGCUCAAAUGGUAACUCGAAGGUCGUCGGUUCGAAUCCAGCCAUUUCCAAAUGUGUUCUUUUUCGGAAGUUUAGAUACUUCGACUGCUUAAUGUACGAGAUCAAGCCAUAAUUGGGCAUUUGGGCAACGUUGGAUUAAGGAACGGGUGAGGAACUUGAAGUGUAGCGGGAGAAAUAGGAACGAGAGCUACGAGAUUACCCACGAAUGGAAUAUUGUUAGAAUGGACUUGAAAAGUAUCACGUCACGCUCACAGAAGAUCGAAACGAGAGUCUUAAUUUAUUUGAAACCUAGAUAUGAAGAUUAGAAAUUUGAUCCUACAUAAUACUAAUUCAUAUGUACACAAAUACAAAAGAGUAAAAUGUGAAGUAUUACC